Messenger RNA from Verticillium dahliae VdLs.17, 1662 nucleotides. RefSeq names its product cwfJ domain-containing protein. Gene Ontology annotation, cellular component: post-mRNA release spliceosomal complex. The transcript has 2 exons. NCBI's taxonomy places the organism in Eukaryota, Fungi, Ascomycota, Sordariomycetes, Glomerellales, Plectosphaerellaceae. Gene Ontology annotation, molecular function: RNA lariat debranching enzyme activator activity. Gene Ontology annotation, biological process: mRNA splicing, via spliceosome. Bases 1 to 1662 code for a protein of 553 amino acids. The record is from RefSeq and is a predicted model, not a curated record.
AUGGCUGCCCCGAAGGUACUAGUUUUCGGUGCCCUCAACGGCGCGCUCAAGCCUGCCUUCAAUAAGGCUGCCACCUUGCACUCCAAGAACAAGUUCGACUUCGCCAUCAUUUCCGGCAACCUCUUUGCCGAAUCUGACGAUGAAAUAGCGGCCUCCCUACUGAACGGCGAGAUUGUCGUGCCCCUUCCGACCUAUUUCACUGUCGGCACAUCCGCCCUUCCCGCUACCAUUGUUGCCAAGAUCGAGGCCAACGAGGAGAUAUGCGAAAACCUACACUUCCUCGGCAAGCGCAGCGUCACCAAGACUACAGAUGGUGUUCGUAUCGUGGCGCUCGGCGGAAACCUCGAUCCGGAGAUUUUGGGGGGCACAUCUAAGGAACAACACCUUCCCUUUCACACAGGUCACGACGCGAAGACGCUCAAAGGCGCGGGCCAAGCCGAUAUCCUGUUGACAACCGUCUGGCCUGCCGGCGUCUGGGGCGGAUCCAAAACCGCCCCUACCCCCGAGAACCAGGCCCUCAUUGCCAGCACAAAGGAAGUCGCCGAUCUCUGCGACGCGUUGCGACCUCGUUACCACUUUACGGCGUCACCUGCCGAAUUCUUCUACGAGCGUGAGCCCUUCUUCCACAUGCCCAAGGAAGGCUCCGAAGAGCGACCGGUGACCCGGUUCAUCUCUAUGGCGCCCUACGGUAACGCAGCCAAAGCAAAGGCCAUGUAUGCAUUCACCCUCUCUCUGGGUUCGACAUCGCUCGACCAACCUGCCGGCACUACGGCCUCGCCGUUCGCCGCCAGGGCACCGAAGCGGAAGCCCCUUGACGACGCCCCCUACAGCCGUUUCGCUGACAGCCACGAUGGCAAGCGUCACCGCGGAAAGCGCGGACGCCACCGCUCGCCGCCUCCCGGUCCGGAGCGCUGCUUCUUCUGCCUGUCGAACCCGAAUCUCUCCCUGCACAUGGUCGCCACCAUUGGCGAAGACAGCUACCUUGCUACCGCCAAGGGGCCGCUCGCCAAGCCAACGACGUUCACCGAGCACGGCAUCAACUUCCCCGGCCACAUCAUCAUCACGCCCAUGGCGCACACCCCAACCAUCGCGAGCGCGACCGCCGAGAGCUACUCGACAGCCGAUGCGCAGCGUACCCUCGACGAGAUGACGCGCUUCCGCGAGUCCCUCCAGGCCAUGGUCGCCGCCAAGUCCAGCCACAAGCUCGGCGCCAUCACGUGGGAGAUCAGCCGCGGCCGCAACAUCCACAGCCACUGGCAGUUCCACCCCGUGCCGGCCGACCUCGUGCAGAGGGGCCUCGUCGAAGCCGGCUUCCGCGUCGAGGCCGAGAACAGCAAGUACCCGGCCCUCGAGGCCCGCGACCUGCCGACGCUCGAGAGCCAGCAGGCCGCCGGCGACUUCUUCCGCCUCUGGCUGUGGGCCGACAAUGGCGACGACCGUAUCAAGGGCACGUGUCUCGUCAUGCCGCUGCCCGACGCGCCCGACGCGCCGCGCUUCGAUCUCCAGUACCCUCGUCGCGUCGUUGCCAAGCUCCUUGGCCUCGAGGACCGAUUCGUCUGGCAGGACUGCGCCCAGACUGAGGACGAGGAAAAGGCCGACGUCGACGCCUUUCGCGAGGCCUUCCGCGAGUGGGACUUCACGCUGCCACCCGCAACAGCAUAG